Messenger RNA from Exophiala mesophila, 1615 nucleotides. RefSeq lists its product as hypothetical. Lineage: Eukaryota; Fungi; Ascomycota; Eurotiomycetes; Chaetothyriales; Herpotrichiellaceae. The record is from RefSeq and is a predicted model, not a curated record. The transcript has 2 exons. Gene Ontology annotation, cellular component: intracellular membrane-bounded organelle. The coding region runs from base 556 to 1041 and encodes 161 amino acids. Gene Ontology annotation, biological process: vesicle-mediated transport.
GGAGUGAUUGUGAGUAAUGCGCGACUUGCGCUGAUGGUUGCUACUGUCCAUUUGCUGCGCCUCUCACCUCUUCUCUUAAGUUCUUCCACGUCCCUUCCACUCUCUUCUAAGGCGUCCUUUAUCCAUGUCAGAUAAUAUCAAAUAUCGUCGUCUUCCCCAUCCCACAGCCUCAUCGACAUUGUUAUCCACCAGCGUCAUUCAGACUCAGACAUUGGUUCUGUAACUCAACGAGUCCUUGAAAGGCCCGCACCCUGCUUGGCACCCAGCGCAAUUCCUACCACCUUCACAACCUCAUAAAGUCGAUCGUCAUCCACAUCUCUUGUCCCCCUCCACUUUGACAUCACCAGUCCCAACUUCGCCUUCUUCUUCGCCAUGGCCGGAUCGCUUAUUGCCAGACAGUACUACCAGACGUAAGCUCAAUCUUCCCAUUGCCACCCUUUUCUUGGUCCUCUAUAAUACUCGUGUGCAUCCCCCCCCCCUCCGUUGGGGGUUUUAUCAGAUUCAACGAUCCGUCUAUCAUCUCUCUAGAAGGCCCACCCACUAAUCCUCUUCAUCAUGAACAGAUGCUACAAUUCUUACGGUCAGCCGUACCGGUGUCGAACGGCAUGGAACAGCUGGGGUAGAUGGGCCGCCCUCGGCGUCAUUUUGGCCGGCGCAUUGCUCUUGUUCUUCCUGUGCGCAUGCUUCAGCUCUCGUCGCAGACGCAAGCACGGUCGCCAGCCAUACUACGGUACGGGCUGGGCAGGUCGAACGCCAUGGGGUCACGGCCAGGCCCAAUAUAAUCCCAACUACCAACAAACCCAACAGCCGCAACAGGGCUACCAAAAUCCUCCCACCUACAACCAAACCCAAAGCACCGGUGGUUAUUAUGGUCCCGGGGCCAAUACCGGCAACAACAACACUGGCGGCGGAGAAGCCAUGAACUACUACCAAGGCCGAGGAGGAGACGUUGAGAUGCAGACACCCAACAACACAUACGGCGGCAGCGGCCCCGGUGGCUUCGAACCUCCUCCAGGACCUCCUCCCAGCAAAAUCGCCUAGACAUCCACAACCACAUACACAAGCAAAUAAUACCUCCUCCACGCGCACAAUUCUCCACACACCCAUACACAUACACACAUACAUAUCUUUGAUGAGCGCCUGUGCAAAGUAACGCCCCUUUUCACAAAGAUGCGAUACACGAACCGGGUUAUGACGGAUGGGAGGGGAAGCGUUGGUGGAUAUAUUUUAUUGGGGCGGAAUUGAAUUCGAUCCUUUCGCUUGGAUUUUCCCCCAAACAAUGGCUGGCGUUGAGAUGAUCGGUUGGUUGGCAUUUUGGUCUCUCCCCUACUCCUUUUUGGAGGUUAGAGACAGCUCGCGAGCCUUGUUCAAUUGUGGCAAAUUAUUGCAUUGAUGCUUUUUUGAGCGCGCUCGACGCUCGGUGCACGUUGUAAGACUGACGGCCCAUGGCAUGAAUGGCAUGCAUGCAUAGGAUUUUAAUGGUUGUUUUGGACAGCAGGGCAACUCUUGUACAAAAUUUCAUAUAUCAAAAGAAUUGGCUCUUCCUGGCUUACAAGACAUACAAUGGCCAAUACCUGUUGGGCGAAUCGACCCUUUUCUAUUUCACAAUUCCACA